GGUGAACUCCCCCGAGGGCGGGAGUCCUACGGGGGCCAACACCGAUCACACAGAGCGGGGUUCAGCCCCCCAGCCCUCUGUAAGCCCUGGUCUGCAGCACGGAAACCCUCUCAAACAUCCCAGAAGUGCCGGGGUCCCGCUGCCCCCUGUGACCCCGCAGGGCAGCCAGGGUGCCCCUGGCCCCGGCCUCGCUCCUUGGUGCGAGUUCGGCUUUUCCUGUUUCAGGUCGGGCUGCGAAGCCGAUGAGGAAACGAGGCGGCGUCACACGCGCCCUCCUGACACUGCGCCCCGCGAAUGUGACCGGCGCCGUGAGGAACCGGCACGGGCCGAGCGAGGGGCUGAGGGCAGCGGCUCGGCCCCCCGGCAACGAUGUUCUCCCGGAAGAAGCGGGAGCUGAUAAAAACCCCCUCCAUCUCCAAGAAGAGCCGGGCGGGAAGCCCCGUCCCACAGACCCUGCCGGACCUGUCCCGCAAGGAUUGCCUGGAGGCUCCGGGCUGCGGCGUGGGGGAGCUGCCCCCGGGCAGUGCCAAGCUCAGCAGCAGCCCCAGCGCCGUGGGCACCCUGAAGCGCCCCACCAGCCUGAGCCGCCAUGCCAGCGCCGCCGGCUUCUCCCUGCCCGCUGCCCCCCGUAAUGUGCCCAAGGGCCACAAGACCCCCACGUCCUACAGCCCCAUGGAGGGCGGGGACGGUCCCUUCAUCGACCCCGAGGACAUCUCCCAGCUGCUGGCGGACGUCGCCCGCUUCGCCGAUGCCCUGGAGAAGCUGCGGGAUGUGGUUCUGCGCGAUGACCCCACGGAGCCCCAGCGGCCGCUGGCCCAUGAGUGCCUGGGUGAAACCCUGCGCAUCCUGCGCCAGGUCAUCAACAAGUACCCCCUGCUCAACACCCUGGAGAUCCUGACGGCCGCUGGCACCCUCAUCUCCAAAGUCAAGGGUUUCCACUACGAAUCCAACAAUGAGGCAGACAAGUGGGAGUUCGAGAAGGCCGUGGAGAUCAUCGCCGUGUCCUUCAGCAGCACGGUGUCUGAGUUCCUCAUGGGGGAGGUGGACAGCAGCACCAUCCUCUCCAUCCCACCCAGUGACCAGAACCAGACCAUGGAGAGCCUCUAUGGGGGGAUUCCUGGGCCUAGAGGAGAUGGAGUGCCCUCAGGAAUGGACAGCUAUGACACAGCCCGUCCUCCAGCCGAGGAGGUGGACGUGAUGCUGCAGCGCUGUGAGGGGGGCGUGGACGCUGCCCUGCAGUACACCAAAACCAUCUCCAAGUACAUGAAGGACCUGAUCGGGUACAUGGAGAAAAGGACCGUACUGGAGAUGGAGUUUGCCAAAGGGCUCCAGAAGAUGGCAAACAGCUGCAAGCAAACCAUCAGUCAAGAGACCAACAUGCCUUUCCUGUCCAUCUAUCUGCUGGCCCUGGAGCAGGACAUGGAGCACGGGACCUCAGUUCUGCAGGCAGCCAACACCCUGCAGCAGCAAACCUUCCUCAUGCCACUGAUGGUGAGACGCCUGGACCAUGAGAAACGCAGGAAGGAGAUCAAGGAGCAGUGGCACCGGGCACAGAGGAAGCUGCAAGAGGCGGAGGGGAACCUGCGCAAGGCCAAGCAGACGUACAUGCAGCGCAGCGAGGAGCACGACAAGGCCAAGUACAUGGCGGUGAAAGCAGAGGAGGAGCAGCAAAACACCACCAGCAGCAUCACCACCAAAACCCUGGACAAGAAGAGGCGGCUGGAAGAGGAAGCCAAGAACAAGGCAGAAGAGGCCAUGGCCACGUACCGCACCUGUGUGGCCGACGCAAACACGCAGAAGCAGGAGCUGGAGGACACCAAGGUGAACUCCCUGCGGCAGAUCCAUGAAGUGAUCAAACAGACUGACCAGGUCAUCAAGUCGGCCACCAUCUCCUUCUACCAGACCAUGCACAUGCAGACAGCACCGCUGCCCGUGAAUUUCCAGACCCUGUGUGAGAGCAGCAAGCUGUACGACCCGGGCCAGCAGUACGCGUCCCACGUGCGGCAGCUGCAGCGCGGCGACGAGCCCGACGUCCAGUACGACUUCGAGCCCUACGUGUCCCACAACGCCUGGUCUCCCUUUACUCGGCCACGGAAGGGCAGCUUCAAUACCAGCGAGUUCUCCUCGAGUGCAGAGGGGGCUGGGGCUGGCUCAGAGGGAGCAGCAGGAGCCAAGGAGGCACCAAGUGGGGCUGGAGCAGCCGAGAGAAGAGGUGGGAGGGGACACCAGGUCCAUAAAUCCUGGCCAACCUCUGUCGCUGAGGCUGACAGCAGCCUGGAUUCCAGUGCAGGUGAAUUCAGCCACAAGCUCCAGCGGCUGUCAUCCAACGGCACUGCAUCCUCCAGUGAGGAGCUGGAGGAGAAGGACGGGACCAGCACUCCCUUUGAGCAGAGCAUCAACGGGAUCACCCCUGAGCUGGCAGCUCCCACAGGGCCCUUCAGGAAUGUUGGUUUGUCCAAAGCUGCCCAGACCCAUCGGCUCAGGAAGCUCCGUGCCCCUUCCAAAUGUCGGGAGUGCAACAGCUACGUCUACUUCCAGGGAGCUGAGUGUGAGGAGUGCUGCCUAGCCUGCCACAAGAAGUGCCUGGAGACCUUGGCCAUCCAGUGUGGGCACAAGAAGCUCCAAGGGAAGCUGCAGCUCUUUGGGCAGGACUUCACAAAGGCAUCUCAGGGCAGCCCGGAUGGGAUCCCCUUCAUUGUCAAGAAAUGCAUUUCAGAGAUCGAGAAGAGGGCCCUGAAAACAAAGGGCAUCUACCGAGUUAACGGUGUCAAGACCCGUGUGGAGAAGCUUUGCCAGGCCUUUGAGAAUGGGAAGGAGCUGGUGGAGCUGUCCCAGGCCUCCCCCCACGACAUCAGCAACGUCCUGAAGCUCUACCUGAGACAGCUGCCGGAGCCCCUGAUGCCGUUCAGGCUGUACAACGAGCUGAUGGGGCUGGCCAAGGAGAGCCUGCAGGGCGGGGAGGCCAAGGGCCGCAGCGGGAAGGGCGGCCCCGAGCUGGUGGACAGAGGAGCUGACACCGACCAGGUGGUGCUGAGCCUGGUGCUGAAGCUGAGGGAGCUGCUGAAGGAGCUCCCCUGCGAGAACCUGGCCACGCUGCAGUACCUCCUGCAGCACCUGAGGAGGAUCAUGGAAGUGGAACAGGACAACAAGAUGACUUCAGGCAACCUGGGCAUCGUCUUUGGGCCAACGCUGAUGCGCCCCAGGCCCACAGAUGCCACCAUUUCCUUGUCCUCUCUGGUGGAUUAUCCACACCAAGCUCGGAUCAUUGAGGCACUCAUCAUCUUCUACCCCACCAUCUUCGAGCACAAGGACCUGGCACCAGCCAGCAGACGCGGCUCAGGCGCCACGGAGGAGGCCCACUCAGGCUCCCAGCCUGUGGCUCCUCUUGGCACCAGCCCCUACCUGGAGCUGCCGUCGGACAAGGGCGAUUUGGCUUUCAGCGCUGACUCACUCACAGAGUCUGGUGACCGCUCCGUGGACUCUGACUCGGAGCUGGAGGACAGCGCGGAGCCACGGACACACCUGAGCAAGCAGGGCAGCGAGACCAGCACGGAGGAAGUUCAUUUCUGUGAUGAGGGGAGCGAGGGGCUGCGGAGCCGCAGUUGCAGCGUGGGCCAGUCCGAUGCAGAGGGCUCCGCUCCCCGCUGCUGCAGCCCUGGGGACGAGCAAAGCGAUGGGGAGGAACAGCCCGAGAGCCGCAGCCCUGCCACGCCCAGGGAUGCCACAAACCAGCCCGGCACCCCUCGGGGCCACGGCAGCCACGAGCUGCAGCCCCGGUUCACCUAAGGCACCGGAUGGACAACGGGGCAAAUCCCAGAGGCUGCCCAGACAGUGGACACUGGAAUGUGGAGGGGUGGGAGGGACAUGUGGCAGCCCGGGGGGGUUUGGUGUGUCAGCUGCAGGCGAGUCCUGGCUGGAGCUUUCACACAAAACCCCUGAGCCCCUCGCUGCCUGGCUGGGGAGUGGGGUCACAGCAUGCUGGGACCCCUGGCUCAGCCAAGGCCAUGAAGGACUUUGCCUGGGAGGGAGCUGAGUCUUGUUCAGGAUUGGGAAGGAACCCAGGGCUGUGCCUGUGCCAGGUGUUUUAUUUUUGCUGUGCUCCUGAAUUCCACACCUGUGCUGCAAGAUCAAAGUUGGAUGAGUCAAAGAACCUGGUCAUCCCUGAUGGCUGAGGCUGGAAAGGAGCCAAGGGUGACAUGGGGACAACAAUCACUCAAGAUGGGCAGGAGAGUGGCACCACAGGGACAGAUGGAACUGGAGGCAGCUCACUGGGACAGGGACACGGCUGGAGCAGCAUUGGGGUGAAGCCCCUGCACCAUCUCACCCUGAGCCAGGCUUGGCUUUGGGGCUGUGCCAUCUGCCAGGAUCUCAGGAUGUCCCUCACUAACACCUGACUGGAGCUCAGGGUGGAUUUCCUGCCCCAAAACCUCAGCACUGUGUGGUCCUGGCCCAGCUGAUGGCAUCUGCAUUGCUGCUUGGACUGACAGGCAUUUCCCUCCUUGGCAGGAGCCAUGUGGACAGCCUCAGGGCAGAUUUGCCUGGCUGCAGGGUCCUGAGCCCUGCUGAGCUCUCAGGGUUUGGUUGUACAGUAAUUUCAUCUCCAAAAAGCUGCACUGCAAGUCCAGGACUAACUGCCUCUGCUCUUGGAAAAGGGCAAGGGGCAGCUCCCUGUGGGGAAGCGCCUCUUCCUCCUCCUCAGGGCCACCAGAGCCCGGAUCCAGCCUAGCCCCAGCCAGUAUAAUCUUGAGCUUCCUUUUCUGUAAAGACAUCACUCAACCCUUCAACGUGAUGCCACUACCUCUGCUGGCAAAGGGACUAAAGCCAAAGUGUUUUUGGUUUGUUUUUUUUUUUUUAAGCUGAGACUUUCCUGCACUGAGGCACGGAAAAACAAGUAGAGUUUUAGCUUGGAAUGAGCUGAGAGCCUUUUCCUUUGUUCUCCUGCUUGUGGGAGCCAGCCCAGGUGGUGUUGGGGGAGUCUCAGACACCUUGGUACUGCAGAACCAGGCACUGGAUGGGAGGUUUGAGCUCUCUGAAGUCGAAGGAGAACCCAUCUCAACAAAGGUACAUAAACCCAGGUUAACUCAUGGGUUUGGAACUGAGCCAGGGGAGAGCUGGAGACCCCCAGGAUUUGUUGUGCUCUCCAGUUGUUCCACAGGACAGUUGGAUUUUUCCAGGGCAGCAGGAGGAUGUGGGAGCGCUGCUGCCACGGCGGUACCGUGUGUGUGAGAGGGUGGGUGAGGAUGAUGAGGGUGAGUGUGAGUGAGAGAAGGGGCUAAAGCUGCACUUGAGCUUCCCACAGCAGCAGCUCCCUCCUGGUUGUGUCAGUUCUGUGUUUGUCCUGACAGGCUGUGCUGCUGCACGACGCUGCCUUGCUGUGUUCUCAUUGACAAGCUUCCCAAACAAUCAAUAAAACCAGUGUGUUCUGA
Oenanthe melanoleuca is the source of this 5426-nucleotide messenger RNA. RefSeq names its product Rho GTPase activating protein 45 (gene ARHGAP45). NCBI's taxonomy places the organism in Eukaryota, Metazoa, Chordata, Aves, Passeriformes, Muscicapidae. Gene Ontology annotation, cellular component: membrane. Gene Ontology annotation, biological process: signal transduction; activation of GTPase activity. Gene Ontology annotation, molecular function: GTPase activator activity. The transcript is spliced from 23 exons. The record is from RefSeq and is a predicted model, not a curated record. Bases 370 to 3786 code for a protein of 1138 amino acids.